Molecule: messenger RNA, 791 nt
Organism: Odocoileus virginianus texanus
Lineage: Eukaryota; Metazoa; Chordata; Mammalia; Artiodactyla; Cervidae
Gene: OTOR
Product: otoraplin
Biological process (GO): cartilage condensation
Molecular function (GO): protein binding
Source: RefSeq, a predicted model, not a curated record
CCUUGUUGUCCACCUGAAGCUAUCACAAAAUUGGUAAUCGGCUAUACUUCACUAUAAAAUAAAAAGUGUUUUUAAAAUAGUGGACUAUUUUGGAUAGCACUUGUGUGUAAAAAAAAGACACAGCGUUUGAGUCUCUCUAGAAAAUCCGAUGCUAAAUAACCCCUAGAGCCCAGUCACUGCUUUGAAGGCCGAGGCAUGGGUAGCCACCUCCCCAUUGGCUGCGGGGGACUCGCCCAGAUGUCUGGCUUUCACAUAAAAGACAGGAAGCACUGAAGUCAGUCUCCACUUCCACUCAAAGGGCGAAAGCAAAACCAGCAAAGGAGGAAGAUGGCAAGACUGUUGUUCCUUUUCCUCCCAGGUCUUGUGGCCAUAUGUGCCGUGCAUGGAAUAUUUAUGGACAGACUUGCUUCCAAGAAGCUGUGUGCAGAUGAUGAGUGUGUCUAUACUAUUUCUCUGGCCAGAGCUCAAGAAGAUUACAAUGCUCCAGACUGUAGAUUCAUUAACGUUAAAAAGGGGCAGCGGAUCUAUGUUUACUCAAAACUGGUAAAAGAAAAUGAAGCUGGAGAAUUCUGGGCUGGCAGCGUCUAUGGCAAUCAGUCUGAGGAUGAAAUGGGAACCGUGGGUUAUUUUCCCAGCAACUUGGUCCAGGAACAACAUGUGUACCAAGAAGCUACCAAGGAAGUUCCUACCUCGGAUAUUGACUUCUUUUGCGAGUAAGAAGUUAGAAAAAAAAAUUCGCCAAUAGAAAGGAAACAUCAGAAAUAAAGAAAAAAACAAAAACCACCAAAAAA